Fusarium mangiferae is the source of this 2226-nucleotide messenger RNA. RefSeq lists its product as uncharacterized. The record is from RefSeq and is a predicted model, not a curated record. Gene Ontology annotation, biological process: proteolysis. Gene Ontology annotation, molecular function: serine-type peptidase activity. The transcript is spliced from 4 exons. Bases 1 to 2226 code for a protein of 741 amino acids. Lineage: Eukaryota; Fungi; Ascomycota; Sordariomycetes; Hypocreales; Nectriaceae.
AUGUCUUCCACUGCUUCUAAGCCCGGUCGUGCUGCUGUAUGGAAGCUUCUUCCACCGGCCAGUAACCACCCUGCUGAAUCUACCAUCAUUCCUGAUGAUGGAAGCAAGGGCAGCCAGGAGUCCAUCAUUGGAGAAGACCAGCGUGCCCUGGUCGACUUCAGUGACCUCCAAGAAGGAGGGAAAUACCGCUCUAUUGUCAAGAUCCAGGCUCGUUUUGAAGGCAAAGGUAAGCCAGUCUGGAUGAUGGGCACUGGUUGGCUCAUCCGCCCUGACAUUUUGGUCACCGCUGGUCAUGUUGUCUACGACUGGGGUCGACACUAUGGAGCCGCGACCCAGAUCCGAUGCUAUAUCGGUUAUAACGGUCGUGCUUCGGUCAAGACCGCCCAGGUUCAGGUUCGUCACGGCGUCAAUGUCGUGACCACGUCCGAGUGGAUUGAGGCUGCCAACAACCGUACCCGUGACGUCGCCUUUGUUCAGCUUGAUCGAGCCUUCACAGGCAACCUGAGGACUUUCAACUUCGUCAACACCCCUAUGUCAGGCCACAAGACCCUAUUGGGUGUUGUUGGUUAUCCUGGUGAUAAGAGCCUCAGAGAUAUCGAGACUGGAGACGAGGAGAACGGCGCUCAAAUGUACGAAGAAUAUGCCAAGAAUGACUACGACAUUGAAGCAAGCCCUCGCCAUAUGGUUGAGUAUUCGAUCUCGACUUUUGGAGGACAAUCCGGCGCGCCCAUCCUACGAAAGGCCAAUGGGCAAUUGGUCUCCAUUGGAACCCAUUGCUACGGCGGCGGCGGUACUGAUAGUAACUCUGGUAACUCCAUCGGCAAUGCUUAUGGAAACAACUAUGAGAAUUUUAUCCGUCUCUUCAGUAUUCCAUCUACGUUCGGGGCCUAUGGUACUGUCCGCACUGUCGAUACGCAGGCUCAGUCCCUCAACAAUCCACCUGGCAUCAGCAACAACAGCACUAUUACUCGUCCAACUGACACUAUGAAUGGACAUGGGCGCUCAAACGGAAGCGCAGCCAUCAACGCCCGUUCCACAGAAGCUGGCGAGGAGGGUUUCUUGGACAUCUUCAAGAAGGUCGCCAAUGUCGGCUCCAAGCUUAUUCCUCUUGCAUCCCCCUUCCUGGGUCCUGUUGGUGGGAUCCUUGGUCCAGCUGUCGGAGGACUGUUGGGUUCGCUUGCUGAGAGUAGUAUGUCUGAGAGCCCCGAUGUCGAAAAGAACGGUACUGCAGAGCGUGCCAUUCUUGCUGAGGCUGCGCUGCAAGCAGUUCUUGCAUCAGAGCAGACAGAAGGCCUAACUGAGGUUCUCGGUAAGAUGCAGAGCAUUUGGCGAUCCAACGCCCCGAAGGUUGACCUUCUGGCUCCUGUUGUCAGUCCAAUGGUUGCCCAGUGUGGUUCGGGACUAGUCCAACAUCACAAGGGUCCCCGACACACUCAGAGGCAGGGACUUCCCCAUAACCAGCCGCGCCGAAGCCUAGGAGUGGACUUCUCCGAGAGUUCGCUUGGUGAUGAAGAAGCCGCGUUCAUCCAGGGCCUUAUGGGUCCAACACGGCAAGUGGCUGGGGAAGAGGGUAUCUUCGACUGGCUUGGCCCUGUCCUCAAGACUGCAGUCAAUGUGGCCAAGCCCAUCGCUACUCAGGCCAUCGGAAGCCUGAUCAAAGGCGCACUCGGAGCCGAGUCUACCGUCUCCGAAGUCUCCAGCGAGCACGAGAAAGCUACCAAGAUUCUCCUCCAGCGUGCUGUUAUGGCCGAUACAGCUCUGCAGGCUUUGAUGACUAUGCCUUCGCAUAAGUUACAGCAACUGAAGCCCAUCAAUGCCGACACAGGUGACACCGAAGGCAUUUUUGACUUCAUCAAGGAUACAGUGCAGAAGCUGGGCCCUAUGGCUCUCGAUACCGCCAAACAAGCCGCGAAAGCCUAUCUGCCCCGCCUCAUCGAUGCUGCCAGCCAGAAGGUGUCAUCCAAGCUUGGCUUUCAGCCCGAGACCUCCACCGUUACCCAUCGACUGUCCAAGAAGGCUUCUCUCCUGGAUACCCUCAAUAGCAACAGCAACGCACUCAAGGUGAGCCAUGUUGAUCAUACGGCAGCUGGCCCGGCUUCCAUCGAUAUCACUCCAAUGAUCCGCGCUCGCCAGAUGGCCUGGGUGCCAUCUGAAGAGUGGCAGAAAGGCUGGGACGAUAACGAUGAUGGCCCAGUCAUGAUGAAGCAGCCUCCACCUGACUUUUGA